Molecule: messenger RNA, 4296 nt
Organism: Dermacentor silvarum
Lineage: Eukaryota; Metazoa; Arthropoda; Arachnida; Ixodida; Ixodidae
Gene: roq
Product: roquin-1-like
Exons: 20
Coding region: 768-3560 (930 amino acids)
Molecular function (GO): metal ion binding
Source: RefSeq, a predicted model, not a curated record
GCUGCUGUCGCAAAAAUUGCAUGCUGUUCUGCGAGUAACGCGCACCGUGGCUUUGCGUGUACUACAAGAACUGAAAUUGAAUAGCGGUGUUCACCUUCUGGAAUAGCAUCCGCAAUAACUCGGCGGGUCGCGGCAGCCUGCGGGAAUUCCAGUUGUGUUGCGGUUGUGUUGGUUGCGUAUCUGGCUUGUCGCUUGUUUGGGUACCCUUGUCCGCAUCGUCGUCGUCGUUGUGCGGGCUUUUGUGGCUAUCGAAUCGGUUUUCUCGGUGGGCUCGAGCUCCACGCGAGCCUCGCACUUCGCCACGCGGCUCGCGGACCCCGCGCUUGGCGCCCGGGAUCCUUCCACCGGCCGUCUCGGGAACGGCAGCGGCGGUCUAGCAGCCCCCCAAACGCACCCGUUUGGAGGAGAGCUAGCGCCGUAAACAAGAGGGCCGGCCGGGGCUUCGUCGAUUGGAGUUGCGGCGCGGGUUCCAGCGCAAGGGGCUCGAAGAUGUGUGGGUUACUCGUACGAUGAAAGGGAAACGCUUCCACCUGAUAGUGCGGCUCAAGUCUCUCUUCUGGCUGCCCGCGUAGCCCGCGCACGGCAUCCGCGGACUGCUAUGCCGGUUGAGCGCCGCACCACAGGGCAGCUUCGGGCAGCUGAGAACGUGACCAUCGCAGCGUUCUAGCCAGCAGCAGACGGCCGACCGAACGGGAACUCGCCGUCUUCUCGUUCCCAGCACGCUUUCUCUCUCCUUUCGUCUGCGCGCUGGAAGCUACACAGGGGAGAUGGCACGGGACCAAAGCCCUGCCCAAAAGCGGAGCGCCUCGCCCGGCGAGCGGGCUCAUCGCGGCACCUCGUGGCGGCCACGCCAUCAACGCUACGCAGCACGCCGCGGCCAUCUUGGAGGCCACGUGCAGCAGACUCAGCUAGGCGACGCUGUCGGCGCCGUGGGCCGGCGAGGUUUCCCCACUGGGGGGGCAGCAGCCAGCAUGCCCGUGCAGGCUCCGCCCCCUCACUCGUGGGGCAGUGCACCUGCCACUGCAGCCUCCAAUGCCUGCUGUUGCUGCCGGGGACGUGCGCCACAGCCUGAAGGGGGAUGCCACGCUCCCCAGUGUCGCGCCCACCACCUCCAACAGCAGCAGCAGCAACAGCAGCAGCCACAGCCACAGCAGAGGCGUCACUUACCCGAGAAUGGUGUUCCCCCGCUGCUCCACCUUGUCUCUGCACCCCCUCCUCCACCCGUGGCGGCAGCUGGAGCUACGGUGAUUCCAGCAGCUGCGCCUGCUGUUGCGACCGCAGUUCCGGAGGAGAGUGCCGAGCAAGUGGUUGCACGCUGUAUUCACGAGAUGGCGCUUCUUCUCAGGCCUGCUGCUCAAGGUGGAUGCUGGCUGAGCCGGCCCUUGCAGCGCAAGCUGGUUUCCCUAGUGCACUGCCCCCUGUCGGAGCCAGAGGGGCGGGCCCGGGCGGCCCGCGCAGCACGCUCGCUGGGCGAGCGCUGUGCCCUCGAGCUCCUCCUCCAACACCACCAGCACAACCAGGCGGGUGGCGGAGCAGGUGGAGGGGGCCAGCAGCUGAGCGCUGCCCUGUGGGCGGCCGUACGUGCCCGUGGCUGCCAGUUCCUGGGGCCCCACAUGCAGGAGGAGGUGUUGAGGCUGGUCCUCCUUGCCCUCGAGGAUGGGUCGCCCCUGUCGCGCAAGGUGUUGGUGCUGUUUGUGGUUCAGCGCCUGGCACCCCACUUCCCCCAGGCCUCAAAGACCAGCAUUGGCCAUGUGGUGCAGCUGCUCUACAGGGCAUCCUGCUUCAAGGUGUCCAAGCGAGAGGGUGACUCAUCGCUUAUGCAGCUCAAGGAAGAGUUCUGCACAUACGAGGCGCUGCGGAGGGAGCAUGACGCGCAGAUCGUCCAGAUUGCCAGCGAGGCAGGCCUGCGGAUCGCACCCGAGCAGUGGUCAUCACUUCUCUACGGGGAUGCGGCCCAUCGGUCACACAUGCAGUCGCUGGUGGACAAGCUGCAGAGCCCGCAGUCCUUUGCGCAGAGCGUCCACGAGCUGGCGCUUGCACUGCAGCGGACGGGUGAUCCUGCGGGACUGGCCGCCCUGCGGCCACACUUUGAUCUCCUUGCCCAUUGGGAACCACCGCCAGGUAGGCGCAGCUGGUCGUGGCAUCAGAGAUCUCCCCGGCGCAAUCUCGGGGGGUCACGCGCAGGCCUGCGUGGGUUGCACCAUGACGGUGGUGCACCGACGUGGGAGGAGCUGAGCCGGUGCGUGCUGGCGGCACGUGCCUGUCUCCAGGGGCUUGUGGCAUUCAUGGGGGCCUUUGGGGGGCGGCGAAUGAACGGAGGGGGCGGAGGAGCCCCAUCGUCCUCUUCGCCCGGGAGGGGCAGGGCUGAGACGGGAGGUGGCGCGGGUGGUGGGAGCCCCGGCCACAACCCUGGUGGGUCCCGCUACAAGACGAGCCUGUGCCGCGAUGUGGCUCAGCGUGGCUCGUGCCCCCGCGGGGCCCACUGCACCUUUGCUCACUCCCAGGAGGAGAUGGACAGAAAACCACCUUACGUCCGACAAAACCGGUACAGAAAAGUCUUCACCGCAAAAAAGCACAGUGCACCUGUGCAGAAUUCGCAGCCGCCUGAAAGAAAACCGCCUUCCCAGUCUGAUGACAGAUUCAGAAAGUACCGUGCAAGGCGGCCUCCAAGGACAUCUGUAGAUAUGCCCAAGCCUUCUGGCAGUAAUGACGGCAUGACUCCCAGUACUAGUGGCUACUGCUGUUCAUUGUACCGGUCACAUGAAGUAGACAGCAGCUCCGAUCACCGGCUGGCGUCCUGCCCACCGGUGCCGGUCAGUCUGUGCGAGUCGCCACCGCCUAUGUUGGCGCCUCCUCCUUGUCGACGUGUGGAUCCUGUGGCUCCACCGGUCUCGGUCGGCCUCAAUCCCGAAAGCCCGGCCUUUCACCCGGAUGAGCCCUGGCUUAACCCCUCUCCACCAUGCCGGGUGAUGCUACAUCACAGCUUGGCACUUUCACAAUUAGAGGAUGAUGAUGACUGGGGCUCCAGCCAUGGGUCCUGCGACAGCUCUACCUCGAGCCAUCAUCCAACUCGACCUUGCCCAUCUGAGGAGGAUCCCCUGGUGCCCUUUGACCCUCCCUUGGUCUCCAAGUAUGGACCCAUCUCCCGCUGUGCGCGAACCCUUGUAAGAGGUCCUGCCCCCAUCCAGGUGACGUCCCGGCAGCCCCAGGAACUGACUAGUCCCACAGCUGCCUUGCGGCUGCCCCUGGCAUCCGCUGCGGCUGCCCCAUCAUUCUACGCACAGGGUUUUGCCCUUCUCCCAAGUGACCUGCCAUGCGGGGCUCUGGGUGAUCCUCCCCCUCCGCUGCUGUUCCCUUUCAAGAGUACACCCCCUUUCGCCCCCUCUACGGGAGCCCUGCUGGCCGCUCCGCCGGCACUCGUCGCACCCCCAACUAAGGGAAGCGAGUCCUGGGCGGGGCAGCCCCAGGUGCCGACGUCAAUGGGUCCCUGGCUCCUGAACCAGCUGGAAGAGUCGGCGCAGUUUUGCUCCGACAACUGCUGGACCCACCAGGGACACUGAGAGGGGGAUGCACACUGGGCACAGGGCCCCAUCCACUGCAAGCAUUUGUAGACAAGGUGUGGACCCUGUCGUCGCCAUGUCGGAGCGGCAUUGACCCAGCCCCACAGUCACUGCGCCAGACUUGCCCGGCCGUUGGAUCUUGAGGAAGCCAGCCAAAUUGUCGUCAUAUGGGAAGAGCACAGAGCAGUCCCACGCUGCUGAUUGUCUCUGAGGUCAGGCCGCACCUUCCAUUUCUGGAAAGGGCGACAUUGGGGCUUUGGCCCCACCACUUGUGAAGCUGCCCUCGCAACCUUCGAGUUUGCCGUCACAAUCGGCGAGAAAGAGGUGGACGAGGGCUCUUGGUGCGCAGCGUGCCAGGUCGUGUCCAGCAUGCCAAUGACCGAGACUUUCACCGCUCAUUGACUUGGAAAUUUCCCAAGGAACCCCGGAAAUUUUUCUUUUAUGUGUAUGCUGUAGCACACGCCUGGCUGGCCAAAACACGCUUGCUGCGCAGUGUUUUAGAAGCACAGUGGCGUGUGGGUGUCGCCAGAAAUUGAAACAAUGGUCCUAAAGAAUGUGUGGGAGGUCUGCGGGAAGUGGUGGAUUAUCGGUGUGUGUUGUAAUGCACCGCAUCUGUCAGUUCCUCGCCAGACAUUGCGUGUGUGCUUUUAUAAGUGGGGCCAUCCUGGUGGUGGUCGCAAUGCGACUCUUAAGGCCGAGGGACAUCUUGGGAUGUUGCUUAAAUUAAAUUGAUUAA